GCCGUCGGCGCCUUCUGAGCCAAAGGCUUGUGUGAGAAUCUGGUGGAUGCCGGGCUGCUGCUGCUCUCUCUCCUGCCGCCGCCGCCGCUUCCUCCCGAGCUGCCAGAGCAUGGAGUAUUAAAGACGCGCGUUUCUGCAGUGUGAGAUAAGAUCCUGACACCAAGAUGGGAAAACAGAAUAGCAAGCUACGCCCUGAAGUCAUGCAAGAUUUGCUAGAAAGCACAGACUUUACUGAACAUGAGAUCCAGGAAUGGUACAAAGGUUUCCUGAGAGACUGUCCAAGUGGACAUUUGUCCAUGGAGGAGUUUAAGAAAAUCUAUGGGAACUUUUUUCCUUAUGGGGACGCUUCUAAAUUUGCUGAACACGUGUUCCGUACUUUUGAUGCUAACGGUGAUGGAACGAUAGACUUCAGAGAAUUUAUCAUAGCCUUGAGUGUAACGUCCCGAGGGAAACUGGAGCAAAAGCUAAAGUGGGCAUUCAGCAUGUAUGACCUGGACGGAAACGGAUACAUCAGCAAGGCAGAAAUGUUGGAAAUUGUCCAGGCAAUCUACAAGAUGGUUUCUUCAGUUAUGAAGAUGCCAGAAGAUGAAUCAACACCAGAGAAAAGAACAGAGAAAAUUUUCCGUCAGAUGGAUACUAAUCGGGAUGGGAAACUUUCUCUGGAAGAGUUUAUCCGGGGAGCCAAGAGUGAUCCAUCCAUUGUCCGUCUCCUUCAGUGUGAUCCCAGCAGUGCUGGGCAGUUCUAAAGCAAUUGUUUGGAUUAUUUUAUGUCUCUGUUCUAAUUUCUUUUCUCUUUUUGCCAAACAACAUUCAUGGUGGUGUUGCCUCGGUGUGGCCAACUAUGCCUUCUUUUGUGGCAUCUUUAGCUUUCUUUGUGGCAGAUCUGUUAGGAGUACUAAAUGCUCUCUGAUACUCAUCCUGGUUACAGAGAGUGCCAUUUGCACCAUCCAUGUCAUUUUUGAAAUUGUUGCAAAAUUCCAUGGCCUGACCCAGGAGUAAGCCCCAUUUUGUUUAAAGAGACUUACUAGCAUGCUUCAGACUGAAACCUUAAGUUUUGUUUCAUUGUCAGUUCCAAGCUUUAAAAAGGAAUAGGCAAGGGUUCUGAUGUAUCUAUGGAACAAAGUGGAAGAAAUGUCCACCAUAUUCACUUCAAUACUGGGGGAUGCUGAUGAAAAUCCCCAGACAUUGUAGUGAACAAAGACGCCCUGGUCACAUGAAGCUUCAUUGGUGCACCAGUUGUACUGUGUAAGUGUACAUGCUUCAAUCAGACCCAGGAUAAAUUAUGUUUGUAUCCCGACA
Molecule: messenger RNA, 1299 nt
Organism: Eublepharis macularius
Lineage: Eukaryota; Metazoa; Chordata; Lepidosauria; Squamata; Eublepharidae
Gene: NCALD
Product: neurocalcin delta
Exons: 4
Coding region: 165-746 (193 amino acids)
Biological process (GO): calcium-mediated signaling
Cellular component (GO): cytosol
Molecular function (GO): tubulin binding; calcium ion binding; actin binding
Source: RefSeq, a predicted model, not a curated record